Saprolegnia parasitica CBS 223.65 is the source of this 490-nucleotide messenger RNA. RefSeq lists its product as hypothetical. NCBI's taxonomy places the organism in Eukaryota, Oomycota, Saprolegniomycetes, Saprolegniales, Saprolegniaceae. The record is from RefSeq and is a predicted model, not a curated record. Bases 107 to 490 code for a protein of 127 amino acids. The transcript has 5 exons.
CAUCUACCGGUUCCCGAAAGGCUUUUGGUGGCAGUACCUCUUCGACGUGCUCCUCUUUUUCCUCGGCGCGCUCUGCUUUCUCUGCAGCGAAGUCGAAGUGUUUUGCAUGGACCGAAACAAGGGCACGAUCUCCAUCUCGCAACGCGGCUGCAUUAGCCACGUGCUUGGGCGCGGGAAGGACACGUUUGUGGUGCGGCAGCUCGCGGAAAUCGCCGACGUCUCGGUCGACUGCUUGGGCGAAAGGACGGGCGACGUCGACACACGCUCGUACAAGAUUCGCAUCGAGUACCACGACGGCACGUAUGCGACGAUGCUCGAGGGACAAUCCAAGGCACUCGCCGUGCGUCGCUGCCGCAGCCUCAAGUACUUUUUGGCCUUCUACGCCAACUCGCCGACCAAGAAGCAGCGGAGCCCGACCAAGCUGCCGUUCCCAAUCAAAGAGGCGCGUCACGUCGACUCGGUGGUGCAGGAGGCAACGCUCACCAUGUAG